GAACUAUAAUUUAGGAUGGUGGCUUCAAAAAUUCUAAAUCUAACAUGUAGUUCCUCAGCUUGUGAGAGAAAUUGGUCCGUAUUUGAACAGGUUCAUACAAAAAGGAGAAACAGGCUACUUCAUGAUAGGAUGAGAGACCUUGUGUUUGUUAAAUUUAACUCCAAGCUAAGGGGAAAGAAGGAGAGAAUAGACAAAGAUCCUUUAGAGAGGGAAGUAGAUGAUGUUGUUGGUGAUGAUGACAAUGAAUUCAUUACUGGUAUUGUACCUCUUCCGAAUGAUGUUGUUGAACCAGCGCAAGAUGGAAGAUCACAGGGAGAACAAACAUCACAAGCACAAGUUCAAGUACAAGCAAAAAGAAAGAGGUCUAUGAAGCCUAGAAAGAAGUUAAGAAGCCUCCAGUCUCUGAUGCGUGAUGUUCAAGUUCAAGUGCAGCAGUCCUCAUCAGAUUCAGAAGAUGGUGACAUUGCAAUGGAAUCCUCUGAAUCUGAUAAGUCUCCACAUGCCUUUGAUUCUGAUUGAUGCUAGAUUACAAUGUUAUAUUUGACCUUGUGGACAGUCAUUUUGGGUGAACUGUGAACUAAACUAAUGAUCUCAAUGUCUUGGAGCUUAGACAUUUUGUUUUAAGUUAAGCUGAGCUCAGACAUUUUGUUUUAAGUUAAGCUGCUCAGACAUUUUACGGCAGUCAUGUAUAGAGCUGAACUCCUAUAUGUAUGACAAUAUGUAUGACUAUCAAAUUUGUUGUC
Zea mays is the source of this 743-nucleotide messenger RNA. RefSeq lists its product as uncharacterized. The record is from RefSeq and is a predicted model, not a curated record. The transcript is spliced from 2 exons. Gene Ontology annotation, molecular function: protein dimerization activity. NCBI's taxonomy places the organism in Eukaryota, Viridiplantae, Streptophyta, Magnoliopsida, Poales, Poaceae. The coding region runs from base 16 to 519 and encodes 167 amino acids.